GUGAGCGCCGUGGGCUAUGGGAUGGAUGAGGUGGAGCAGGACCAGCAUGAGGCCCGACUCAAGGAGCUGUUUGACAGUUUUGACACGACAGGCACCGGGUCCCUCGGACAGGAGGAACUCACCGACCUUUGCCACAUGUUGAGCUUGGAGGAGGUGGCCCCAGUGCUCCAGGAGACGCUGCUUCAGGACAACCUCUUGGGCAGGGUGCAUUUUGACCAAUUUAAAGAAGCAUUAAUACUUAUCUUGUCUAGAACUCUGUCAAAUGAAGAACACUUUCAAGAAUCAGACUGUUCACUAGAAGCUCAGCCCAAAUAUGUUAAAGGUGGGAAGCGUUACGGACGAAGGUCCUUGCCUGAGUUUCAAGAAUCCGUGGAAGAGUUUGCAGAGAUUGAGCCACUAGAUGAAGAAGCACGGCCUUCACACACCCCAGCCAGUGACCCCCACGAGCACUGGAAGACACAGCGCAGUGAAGAGUAUGAAGCGGAAGGCCAGUUAAGAUUUUGGAACCCAGAUGACUUGAAUGCCUCACAAAGUGGGUCUUCUGCUCCUCAAGACUGGAUAGAAGAGAAACUGCAGGAGGUUUGUGAAGAUCUGGGGAUCACCCGUGAUGGUCACCUGAACCGAAAGAAGCUGGUCUCCAUCUGUGAGCAGUAUGGCCUGCAGAAUAUCGAUGGAGAGAUGCUUGAGGAAGUCUUCCAUAAUCUUGAUCCUGAUGGUACAAUGAGUGUAGAAGAUUUUUUCUAUGGCUUAUUCAAAAAUGGAAAAUCCCUCACACCAUCAGCAUCUACUCCAUAUAGACAGUUGAAAAGGCACCUCUCCAUGCAGUCCUUCGAUGAGAGUGGACGACGUACCACAACCCCAUCAGCAAUGACAAGUACCAUUGGCUUUCGGGUCUUCUCCUGCCUGGAUGAUGGGAUGGGCUAUGCAUCAGUGGAGAAAAUACUCGACUCCUGGCAGGAAGAGGGCAUUGAGAACAGCCAGGAGAUCCUGAAGGCCUUGGAUUUCAGCCUUGAUGGGAAUGUCAACCUGACAGAAUUGACACUGGCUCUUGAAAAUGAACUUUUGGUCACCAAGAAUGGCAUUCACCAGGCAGCUCUGGCCAGCUUUAAGGCUGAGAUCCGUCAUUUGCUGGAGCGAGUUGAUCAAGUGGUCAGAGAGAAAGAGAAGCUACGGUCAGAUCUGGACAAAGCUGAGAAGCUCAAGUCUCUAAUGGCUUCUGAGGUGGACGAUCACCAUGCAGCCAUCGAGCGGCGCAAUGAGUACAACCUCAGGAAACUGGAUGAAGAGUACAAGGAGCGAAUAGCAGCCUUAAAGAAUGAACUCCGAAAGGAGAGAGAACAGAUCCUGCAACAGGUGGGCAAGCAGCGCUUGGAACUUGAGCAGGAAAUUGAAAAGGCAAAAACGGAAGAGAACUACAUCCGGGACCGCCUUGCCCUCUCUUUAAAGGAAAACAGUCGUCUAGAAAAUGAGCUUCUGGAAAAUGCAGAGAAGUUGGCAGAGUAUGAGAAUCUGACAAAUAGACUUCAGCGAAAUUUGGAAAAUGUGUUAGCAGAAAAGUUUGGUGACCUGGAUCCUAGCAGUGCUGAAUUCUUUCUGCAAGAGGAGAGGCUGACACAGAUGAGAAACGAAUAUGAGCAGCAGUGCAGGGUAUUACAAGACCAAGUGGAUGAACUCCAGUCUGAGCUGGAGGAAUUUCGCACACAAGGCAAAGUGUUGAGACUUCCCUUAAAGAACUCAGAGUCAGAAGAACUUGAGGUUAACAGUGGUUGCAUUGAGCCUGACCAGGGGCUUGGUUCUGAAGAAUGCAAUCCAUUGACUAUGAGCAUCGAGGCAGAGCUGGUCAUUGAGCAGAUGAAAGAACAACAUCACAGGGACUUAUGUCGCUUAAGACUGGAGCUUGAAGAUAAAGUGCACCAUUAUGAAAAGCAGCUAGAUGAAACCAAGGUCGCCUGUGAAAAGGAGCAAGACAGCAUGAAGCAAAAGUACGAGAAUGAGGUCCGCGUCUUGGAAAAACAACUAAGUGACCUUAAAAACGAAACUGCAGAACUUCGGGGCCAGGCAGUGGUGCUCAAGGAAGCACAACAUACAACUCUCUGCAGACACGAGGAGGAGAAAAAAGAACUGCAAAUGAGGUGGGAUGAGGAAAAGGCUCACCUGCGGGAGAAGCUGAGGCUGGAACACGAGAUGGAACUCAAGGCUCGCCUGGAGCAGGCAGAGGACAGCUUUACCCGGGAGAGGGAAGGACUCCUUCGGAAUGGCGCCUGGACAGAAGAGAAGGUGAGAGGCUUGACUCAGGAACUCGAGCAGCUUCACCAGGAGCAGCUGAAAAGCCUGAUUGAGAAGCACGCUCUUGAGAAGGAGGAGUUGCAAAAAGAGCUCUUGGAAAAGCACCAAAGGGAACUUCAAGAGGGAAGGGAAAAAAUGGAAACUGAGUGUAAUAGAAGAACCUCUCAGAUAGAAGCCCAGUCUCAGGCCGAUUGUCAGAAGGUCACCGAGAGGUGCGAAAGCGCUCUGCGGAGCCUGGAGGGGCGCUACCGCCAAGAGCUGCAGGAGCUCGUGGAACAGCAGCUGGAGGAGAGAUCCCAGUGGGAGUUUGAGAAGGACGAGCUCGCCCAGGAGUGCGCCGAAGCCCAGGAGCAGCUCAAAGAGACUCUGCAAAGAGAGAAAGCAACGUCUCUGGUCCUGACCCAGGAGAGAGAGAUGCUGGAGAAAACGUACAAGGAACAUUUGAGUAGUAUGGUCGUUGAAAGAGAGCAGCUGCUCAGAGACCUGGAAGAUCUAAGAAACGUGUCUGAAAGUCAACAGAGCCUGCUGUCCGACCAGAUACUUGAGCUGAAGAGCGGUCGUGACAGAGGUCCGAAGGACGGGGAGCAGGUCCCGUGCCAGGCGGGCGCCUCAGAGCAGCAGGCCAGCCAGCAGCUUGAGAAGCUGGAAAUGGAAUGUGACCGGGAGAGGCAGGAAAUGAUGGCCAAGCUUCAGGCCAUGGAGAGCGUCCACAGGGUGACCUGUGAGAAGGCAGAUCAGGAGAGGGCCCAGAUGAGCACAGAAAUCUCCAGGCUGCAGAAUAAAAUCAAGCAAAUGCAGCAGGUGGCAUCUCCUUUCUCCAGGAGAGAGAGUGGCUGCCAGGCAGCAGGAGGGGAGGACGCAGAAGGAAGUGGAGCCAUGUCCCUGCUCCAGCAAGGAAAGCAGUUGUUGGAAGAGAAUGGAGAUGUCCUCUUGAGCCUGCAGAGAGCUCAUGAGCGAGCAGUGAAGGAAAAUGUGAAAAUGGCCACUGAAAUUUCGAGAUUGCAACAGAAGCUACAGAAAUUAGAGCCAGGGUCGGUGAUGUCUUCUUGUUUAGACGAGCCAACUACUGGAUUCUUUGGAAAUUCUGUGGAACGGACAGAGCCAUUUUUACCGCAAAAUCAAACGAAGCAAGUAGAAGGUGUAGCCACACGGUGCGCCCUAAGUGACCUACAAGACGAUGAGGCCCCGGAUCUGGGAAGUACAGGGACGAGCUCAGCUCAGAGACAGGAGGUCAAGACAGAGGAGUCUGAAGCAUCAAUAGAGAGUUUUUCCGAGCUUGAGAAUAGUGAAGAGACCAGGACCGAGACCUGGGACCUGAAGAAUCAGAUUUGUCAGCUUCAGGAACAGCUAAUGACCUUGCGUGCAGACUGCAGUCGAGCUUCUGAAAAGAAACAGGACCUGCUUUUUGACGUUUCUGUGCUAAAAAAGAAACUGAAGAUGCUUGAGAGAAUCCCUGAGGCUUCCCCCAAGUAUAAAUUGUUAUAUGAAGAUGCCAGCAGAGAAAAUGACUGUCUUCAGGAAGAGCUGAGAGUGAUGGAGAUGCGCUAUGACGAAGCCCUAGAAAAUAACAAAGACCUCACUUCGGAAGUUUUCAAAUUGCAGGAUGAGCUAAAGAAAGUUGAAGAGGUGACUGAAACCUUCCUUAGCCUGGAAAAGAGUUAUGAUGAGGUCAAGAGAGAAAACGAGGAACUGCAUGUUCUGGUUUUGAGGCUUCAGGGCAAGAUCGAGAGGCUCCAGGAAAGAGCGGCGCUGCGCUGUGACUGCUUCUCCUUAUGGGAAGCCCAUUUAGAUAACCGGGAAGUCCAACCUGACGAGAAGGUGCUCGGACGACAUCAGACAUGGGAAGAGCGUGUGCCCACGGUGACAAGUGUCCACCAUAUUCUAGAAGAACAUUAUCAAGAAAACCAGUACCUCGAGCAGCAGAAUGCACAGCUCGUGGGAGAAGUAAAAGCGAGUGAAAUUGCCUGGCUUCACAGAACAAUCCGGACACGUCGAGAGAAGCCCAGAGUACGGAACCAAGUUCUGCUGGAGGAAGACACUGCUCUGCCGGGCCUUCAAGACGGACAUCUUCAGCGUCAGGCCACCAUAGCGGAGUUGGAACUGGAGAAGAAGAAGCUGCAGGAGCUGACUAGAAAGCUGAGGGAGAGAGUCACUACUUUAGUUAAGCAGAAAGAUGGACCUUCUCAAGGAGAAAACGAGGAAGAACUAAAGGCGAUGAUGCAUGACUUGCAAAUCACGUGCAGUGAGAUGCAACAGAAAGUUGAACUUCUGAGAUGUGAAUCUGAGAAGCUUCAAGAAGAAAAUUCUAUUUUGAGAAGUGAAAUUACUACUUUAAAUGAAGAAGAUAGCAUUUCUAACCUGAAAUUAGGGAAAUUAAAUGGAUCUCAGGAAGAAAUGUGGCAAAAAAUAGAAACUGUAAAACAGGAAAAAGCUGCAGUUCAGAAGAUGGUUGAAAAUUUAAAGAAACAGAUUUCAGAAUUAAAAACCCAAAACCAACAAUUGGAUUUGGAAAAUACCGAACUUAGCCAAAAGAACUCUCAAAAUGAGAAAGAACUGCAAGAACUUAAUCAACGUCUGGCAGAAAUGCUACGCCAGAAGGAUAAAGAGCCAGGGCGCAGUACAUUGGAGGAAUGGAAACAAGAAAAGUCUAAUCUAAAGGAAGAACUGGAACAAUGUAAAGUGCAGUCCUCCACUUUAGUGUCUUCUCUGGAGGCAGAACUGUCUGAAGUGAAAAUACAGACUCAUAUUGUGGAACAGGAGAACCUCCUUCUCAAAGAUGAACUGGAGAAAAUGAAACAACUGCACAGAUGUCCUGAUCUUGGUGACCUCCAGCAAAAACUUGCUAGUGUUCUCAGCUACAAUGAAAAACUGCUGGAAGAAAAGGAGGCUCUCAGUGAAGAACUAAAGAGCUGUGUGGAUAAGUUGGCAAAAUCAAGUCUUUUAGAGCACAGAAUUGCUACUAUGAAGCAAGAACAGAAAUCUUGGGAACACCAGAGUGAAACCUUAAAGUCGCAACUAGAGGCUUCACAGGAAAAGGUUCAGAGUUUAGAAGACACCCUACAGAAUGUGAACCUGCAAAUGUCCCUGAUUAAAUCUGACCUACGAGUGACUCAGCAGGAAAAGGAGGCUUUGAAACAAGAAGUGAUGUCUUUAUAUAAACAACUUCAGAAUGCUGGUGACAAGGUAAUUUCUUUUUUAUUGAGGUAUAACUUUAUACAGUUAAGUGCACAGAUUUUAAGUCUGUAUUAUACAUAUUAUGUCCGUCAACUGGAAUCAAACCUUCUUCCCCCUAAGCACCAAAAACAUCUAAACUCAUCAGGUACGGUGAGGCCUACAGAGCAAGAGAAGUUGAGCUUAAAGAGAGAGUGUGAACAGUUUCAAAAGGAACGAUCACCUACUAAUAGGAAGGUCAAUCAGAUGAAUUCCCUUGAAAGAGAGUUAGAAACAAUUCAUUUGGAAAAUGAAGGCCUGAAAAAGAAACAAGUAAAACUGGAUGAGCAGCUAAUGGAGAUGCAGCACCUGAGGUCCACUGUGAUGCUUAGCCCAUCCCCUCCCACGUGGGAUCUCCAGCUGCGCCAGCAGCAAGCCUGUCCGAUGGUGCCCAGGGAGCAGUUUCUGCAGCUUCAACAGCAGCUGCUGCAGGCAGAAAGCGUAAACCAGUGCCUGCAGGAGGAACUUGAAAACAGGACCUCCGAAACCAACACGCCGCAGGGAAACCAGGAACAACUGGUAACUGUCAUGGAAGAACGGAUGAUGGAAGUUGAACAGAAAUUGAAACUGGUGAAAAGGCUUCUUCAGGAUAAAGUGAAUCAGCUCAAAGAACAACUGUGCAAGAAUACUAAAGCAGAUGCGAUGGUGAAGGAUUUGUAUGUUGAAAAUGCCCAGUUGUUGAAAGCUCUGGAAAUGACUGAACAGCGACAAAAAACAGCAGAAAAGAAAAAUUACCUCCUAGAAGAGAAGAUUGCCAGCCUCAGUAAUAUAGUCAGGAAUCUGGCACCAGCACCACUGACUUCUACACCUCCCUUGAGGUCAUAGCCAAGCCAAAGGAUACACUCAUUUGUGCACUUUACUGAAAUGGAUGGAACAUUUCAGUAGGUUCUCUCAACCUUUUUUUUUUUUUUUUUAAACCUUUACUGGUUUAAAGUUCAGCUCAACCUAAAACUGCCAGCAACAGAACUGUACUCUCCAUUCACUGUAAUUAGUUUUUCUAAAGAAACUCUAAUGGGAGCUGCAAAUAGUCACAUAUUUCACUGUUUAAAUUAUUCCCCAGUUUUGAAUUUUAAAGACAUACCCUGAUAGCCACCAAAAAGGUGGGUAUAUGAACACAAUACAAGAAUCUUAAAACCCCCAGUUGUGAAUAAGUUAAAAAACAAAACAAAACAAUAUUAUGUACAAAUGUUUGUGUAAAUUCCAGGUAUUUUAAGUUUUAGAUCUGAUGAGUUUGUUUUGAUCUUUAUUUGAAAACCAAAUGUCUGUCUUCUUACACAUUUAAAUAUGGAGAAGUCAUUCUGUUUCCAAUAAUUUUGGCUCUUUAGUGAGAGACCCUGAGCUCAAUAACCACGGAGGACAAAAGAGCCAGAGCCCAUGUACUUGACCUUCUAACACCUAUGGCAGUAUUACCACUCCUGAUGGAUUAUGGAUACUAAAAACUGAUUUACUCAACUGCACUGUUAACUAAGGUUAAAACUGUACUUGCUUUAAAAAACCCAACUUUCUUUAAGCAUUUUUUUUCCUUCUGACAAGUUUCAUUUGGGGAGCUUAUCUUCUACGAAAUGGAUAAAGCCACAUUCUUAUAGCAUUUGAGCUAUAAGGAAAGCACUGAACACAAACCACUUUCAACAGUUACUCUUAGAAGAGAGUUGAGCAAACCAUGUGGUUUUCUCUCUCUCCAAAGUCUUGGAGUUCAUCAACUUACUUUUAGGGUUGCUUCAAGAACUCAGGGAACAAUAUUUUAAAUGGUCUUCCUGAAACACUGUAGGGCCUCUUUAAGAAUCUGAAAUGCAUAAGCCAUGUGACCUUAUUUGUCUUAGAUUUAGUGCCAUAGGAUUUUUAGUUUUACAUUUUUACUGAAUUUACUCUUUUGGGAAAAAAGGUAUUGAUUUUAGCGUUAAAAACCUAACUUGAAGUUAUUAUUUAACAGAGGAAUAGGAAGUAUGGAAAUUUUAACCUAACACCUCAAAUCUGAUCAUAAGAAUUUCUUAACUCUGAUAAGCACUGGCAUGCAUUCUGAGGUAAAGGAGUGCCAAAUAGGAUUUUCCAUUCAGGCUCAAGACCAGAACUUUCUAGAACAGUCAACAUUUUAGAAUAGGUAACUUUUAUUUUCCCCAAGUAAAAUCUUUGCUUCUAGCCCACUUCAGCUAGUCAGGCAUUGGUGGAGGACUUACUAUAUGUAAGACACUAACAAAGCUCAUCUUAACUAGCUAUUUGUUUUUGUGGGACAGCAAUUAGAUGAGAAAAAUUCACUCUGAUACAUUCCUGGAAGGCCAAGCCCAUCAAUUUACAAGACAAAUAACAGCAAAAUCACAUACUGCUUUAUGGGCAGCAACAAAAGAUGAAGCAAACCACCUAAGAGGUCAUAUAGAGUUAACAAAAAAAAUCUUUGGGCACCUGGGUGGCUCAGUGGGUUAAGCAUCCAACUCUUGAUCUUGACUCAGGUCAUGAUCUCACGGUUCAUGGGAUGGAGCCCCUCAUGGGGCUCUGCCCUGACAGCAUGGGCCUGCUUGGGAUUCUUCCCCUCUCUCUGCCCUUCCCCGACUUGUGUGCGCAAGCACUCACGCUCUAAUAAACAAAAAAAAUUUUUUAACAAAAUUUGCAUCAAGCAACUUUAGAUAGGUUUGUGGCCUAACCAUCUAUUAGUCCCACCUGACAACCUACUGCCAGCACCGGAGUCCUCACUACCAGAGCUCUGACAAGGCAUGGCCAUUUGUGGGACUGGAAUUCACAUUCAUGAAACAGACCUUUUCAUGUUUGGACAGCUCUUAUCAGAAAGUCAUGAAUACCCCCCUGGAAAAAUAACUAAUUUUAAUUCUUCCAUUUAGUUAUCCUUCAAAACAUUUGAUGUCUGCUAUCACGCCUUCCUUAAUCUUUCUUCCCCAGUACAAACAUUACUAGUAAGCCCAACUACUUGUAUGGCAUAGGCUUUAACAGAGAAUCUUUUUCACUUAAAACUGUGGAUAGACCUAGGCUACUAAGGUCAUAAAUAAACUAUGCAUCUGUGGUAUAUUUAUGUAAUAUGAUUCAAGUUACUCAAGGUUAUUGCUAUCAAAACUGAACAAGCAAAUUAUUCAAAUUACUGGCUUUAGCAUAUGAUCACAUGUGUUGUAUUUUUUACAUUAUGAAAAGCAUAGGUUAAUUUCUCAUUAAUGUGUAUUUACAUGUAUAUAAAAUGCUGUACAAUGCAUGUAAAUAGGACUUUCUGGAAAGUUUUAGAAAACAUUCAGAAUCCCCUUUAUCCAAAAAUCAAAAUGCUGCUCAAAUGAAAGUUGACUCAGUCAAUAUCUAGGUGCUUAUUCAUUUCUUGCUUUACUGCACUUAUAAAAUUCCAAGACCAACAUGAGAAAUAGUUACCUUAAAUUUACACAUUUGUGCAGUUUAUUUUUGUAGACUAGAGUGGGAAUUUAGCUGGCAAUUUAUAAUAGCACGUUAUUUUAUAGGCAUUUAGCCACUUGUUUAUUAAAAGCACUGGUUAAACUUUCUUUGUAUUUCUGAACAGUUAUUUAUGUUAGUUUCAGAAGAUGGGAUCUUCAUUUCAAGGAAAGAAAAUCAGGUUUGCCUUUGUGAUAUGUUAACUGAGACAAAAAUGUGUGUAACAAAGCCUACAUUGUUCUAUUUUUGCUUUCUUAUGCUUUUUAGAGCCUGAACACUUAAGCUCAAGUUGUGAGGGGAGAAAAGUAGAGAGGGAGGGGUAGAACUGAUCACAGUAUUUUAUUUUUCUAAAACUCUUUUAAAACCCAGAUUUUAAAAACUAUUUUAAAUGUGAAUCCUUCCCAGGAGCUUCAAAUGCAUUGCUUAUGUAUUCAAUCUCAAGCAUAUUUUACAUAAAUAGAUCACAAAAUCAUGAGUUUUAGGGUAUCAAAGGAGGUCUUACAGGUCUAGUGUUUCAAUAAUGUACCAAUACCCAGGUCAGGUAUUGUUAUGAUGAACUUUUUUUUUUUCUGGAAGAAUGAAUAAAAAGUCUACUUUAUGGUCAACUUUGACAUGUAGGAAUGAUUUUUUGUGGGUUUUUUUCUUGGGUGAAGAAAAAAAAAAAGAAAUGUGUUGUUUUUGUCAGCAUCUUAAAAGGUAUUCCCAAUCCAGGCACAACUAAGUGCUUUGUUCAGAGAAUUGAGCAAGUCUUGUUUUGAAUGGAUUACCUAUAAUGACUCAGUGGAAUGAGAGACAAGUUCGGCCAAAAGCCAAGUCAAAACCUAAUAACCAAAGUAUUCCAUAUUUAAAACUUAUUAUAUCAUGUUAGGGCCUAUUUGAACAUCUCAUAGACUAAAACAGAAAACACUGCAUGGCAUAUGGAUAGCUGUUUAAUAAUAAAAGCUCUUUAUUUCUCAGCUUUUUUGAAUGAUUUAACAUUAUGAGAAGGCACUUUCACACCAUGAUUUAAGGGAACACUGGUUUUGUGGAGGAAAAAAAAAAAAACAAGUUCAUCAAAAGCCAUCCACGGGAUAACUUUUUGAAAUAAAAUUGUGUAUGUGUUGAUAUCAACUUUGUGUAUUUCAUCUUAGUCAUUCUAUCUUAGGAAGGUUUUAAUGUGAGCUUAAGAUGUAAAUAAAUAAUUUUGCAAACAUG
Molecule: messenger RNA, 10065 nt
Organism: Leopardus geoffroyi (Geoffroy's cat)
Lineage: Eukaryota; Metazoa; Chordata; Mammalia; Carnivora; Felidae
Gene: NIN
Product: ninein
Exons: 29
Coding region: 22-6321 (2099 amino acids)
Biological process (GO): centrosome-templated microtubule nucleation; microtubule anchoring at centrosome; centrosome localization
Cellular component (GO): pericentriolar material; mitotic spindle pole; ciliary transition fiber
Molecular function (GO): calcium ion binding
Source: RefSeq, a predicted model, not a curated record